Molecule: messenger RNA, 1107 nt
Organism: Nelumbo nucifera (sacred lotus)
Lineage: Eukaryota; Viridiplantae; Streptophyta; Magnoliopsida; Proteales; Nelumbonaceae
Product: 2-hydroxy-palmitic acid dioxygenase MPO1
Biological process (GO): sphingoid catabolic process
Cellular component (GO): endoplasmic reticulum
Source: RefSeq, a predicted model, not a curated record
UGUCACCAGAAGCGUACAUUAGCGGAGCUAGUUUUUACGUCUUGCCACUUCAGCUUUUUCAAAUUUUCUACAAGUCCAGACUCUAGAUUAUUUAGCAUAAUCUGGUUUUCCAUUGCAAUAUGUGUUCUUCCGUCCGAGUUCUGACAACCCAGCUACGAAAUUUCUGAGUUCUGAUCCUCAAAAUAUCUGCUACUGUUUCCCCUGUCUCUCGUUUUUUUUUUUUUUUAACUGAAAACGCACAGAAACAAGCUGAAGAGGAAAAUUUAUUUUAUUUGUUCUGGAUUCUUCAAAGUUUCUAAACAGUUGUUCAAUGGGAAAGACUGGCUUGUUUGAUCUUGAGAAGCAUUUCGCUUUCUAUGGGGCUUAUCAUAGCAAUCCAUUCAAUAUAGCUAUACAUAUGAUGUUUGUUUGGCCAAUACUCUUUACGGCUCUUGUUCCCUUUUACUUCACACCUUCCUUCUUUGGAUUCCCUCACAUUGAAUUCUCUCUUUUCGGGAACAACGUUCAGUUGGUUUUGAAUCUUGGUUUCUUAUUUACUUUGUUCUACGCGUUGUUUUACACCCCCUUAGAUAAAAAAGCUGGCUCCUUAGCUGCCCUUUUCUGUUUCCUCUGUUGGUUCGGCAGCAGUAUUCAUGCAACUAAACUUGGGUUUUCCCUGGCUUGGAAGAAAUGGGCACCUGCUCUUUUGGACAAUCUCAUUCAAGCUAUUUUGAUGGCUCCUUUCUUCGUUUUGCUAGAGGCUCUUCAACUAUCCUGUGCUUAUGAACCAUACCGUGGUUUCCAUGCAAGUGUUCAAGCAAAGAUUUAUGCUGAAAUCAAAGAGUGGCAGUCUAAGAACCAAAAGAAGAUUUCCUAAUUUGGUGCUGGGGUAUUGAAGAAGCAGAAGUUAUCCUAUUUCACAGCCAUGGGUAGUCUGCAGUUCAAGUUACAUAGAGUUGGUAGAUUCUUCAUCUAUAUUCCAUUACAUAAUCGACUAUAACUUAUGAAAGCAAAGGUACAAUGCAAAUGGGACACAUUGUAUGGCAUGCAACCAUCCUGUUGGUUUUACUUUUACCUAAGGCUGCAUUUCUUUUUUCAGUCAAAUCAAAUGGACUGAGUUUUUCAUCA